This is a messenger RNA of Phacochoerus africanus (Common warthog), 905 nucleotides long. Its product is annotated as translation initiation factor IF-2-like. The record is from RefSeq and is a predicted model, not a curated record. The transcript has a single exon. The coding region runs from base 1 to 558 and encodes 185 amino acids. NCBI's taxonomy places the organism in Eukaryota, Metazoa, Chordata, Mammalia, Artiodactyla, Suidae.
AUGGACUCCGGUGUACGUACUGUUAUCUCUGCAUCUGACCCCCCGCGCUCGCGGGCACUUGCGGGGGCGCCGAGAGGCUCGCGGCCGGGGCCGCGCCCGGGGCCUCCCGAGGAAGCUGGCGGCUCCUGUGAGGGAGGCCGGGCUCCUGGGGCUUCCUUGUCCGCUGGCGCCGUUGGGGGAUGUCCAGACCAGGGCGCAGAGGGCACCGUGACCGUGACCGCUCGGCGCACAGGCAGGGUGGGGCCCAGCCGCCCUCGGACCUUCCAAAGACUCCAGAGCCCGCGCCCAGCGCCCCGCGUGCUGGAGACUUUCCCCGGGCGGCCUGAGAGGGCGUCGUGGCCGGUCGGGGAAGGCGGCUCCGGGCGCUCGGUCCCACACCGGCCCUGCCCAGGCGCCCUCGUCGCUGUGUGUGUCUUGGUGACCUUCAGAAACAGACCCUCUGGACCGAGGGGCCACUGGUGUGGCCUUUUCACGCCCCGAGCCUGGGACGUGAGCGAGGGCCCUUCCCGCCCAGGAAGCCCGGAGGCUGUGGACGCGCCUUUCUCGGAUGUGAUUUAGCAAAACCUGCCACCCCCUCCCGUGGACCAGGACGGGGCCAGUCGCGUGUGGGGGAGACGCGGCUCAAGACGCGGUCGGACCGGGUCUUACAGUCCAGGAAACGACGAAGCCAGAACAUGGACCCGUGUAAAAGGACCUUCCGUGUUGUGUUCUGAUUUUGCGAAAAGCUCUCAAAUCCAGGGGAUUCCGUGCUCAGUGGAUGGAGGUUGACCCGGAACCGCAGACCUUGUAUGAAGACGUGAAGUGCUGACACUAUUUUUCCUGUUUCCUUUCCCUUUUUUUUUUUUUAAUCUGAAUUGUGCCCUGUACUGCAGUUGUUUGAAUAAAAGUUUUAUUUAUUGCAUCGA